UGACAAUGAAUGAGAGUAAAAUGCAUUCAAUUAAUUUAGUAACAAAGACAAAUGUGAAUAUUACUUACUUUAGAUUAUAUUUGGUUGACAACACAGCUCUGAAAAAGGAAUAAAAAUCUUAACUAUGCUAGUUUCUCACACGUAUAUAAAUAAAUGUACUAGUAAGUAUGUAGUGCAUACAAGUUGUAUAUUCCCUAGGGGAUGGGACGGAAACUGUUAAAUGAUAUGUGUCUGAUGCUAUGUUCUGGUGGGAGUAACCAGUGAGAUCCCUUUAAGAGUCUGUGUGUGACCUGUAUAUAAGCUCAGUCCUCAAUCGUCAUUCAGAGUGCUUAGUCUUGCCUCUGCUGGGCUCUACCAAACGUCACUCAUCAUGGAUGAUAUUUACAAGGCAGCGGUCGAGCAGCUAACAGAAGAACAAAAGAAUGAAUUCAGAGCCGCUUUUGACAUUUUUGUACAAGAUGCAGAGGAUGGAUGUAUCAGCACAAAAGAACUGGGAAAAGUUAUGAGAAUGCUUGGUCAGAGUCCAACCCCUGAGGAGCUGCAAGAGAUGAUAGAUGAGGUGGAUGAGGAUGGAAGCGGUACUGUAGAUUUUGAUGAGUUCUUAGUUAUGAUGGUCCGAUGUAUGAAAGACGACAGCAAAGGAAAAUCAGAAGAGGAAUUAGCAGACCUUUUCCGCAUGUUUGACAAAAACGCUGAUGGAUACAUUGACCUUGACGAGUUAAAGCUCAUGUUAGAAGCAACAGGUGAAACCAUCACAGAAGAUGACAUUGAGGAACUUAUGAGAGAUGGAGAUAAAAAUAAUGAUGACCGAAUUGAUUAUGAUGAAUUUCUGGAAUUUAUGAAAGGAGUGGAAUAAUCUGAAGAAAGCAAUUCACCAUUCUUAUAGUUAUGUUCUGAAUUUACUAUAAUUACUAAAAUAUUAAUAGGGAUUUCAGGGCAGAUGGAUUUUUUCUAAAUGCAUCUGGGCUUUUAACAGUGAGCCAUACACAUU
Hyla sarda is the source of this 991-nucleotide messenger RNA. RefSeq names its product troponin C1, slow skeletal and cardiac type (gene TNNC1). Lineage: Eukaryota; Metazoa; Chordata; Amphibia; Anura; Hylidae. The coding region runs from base 371 to 856 and encodes 161 amino acids. The transcript has 6 exons. The record is from RefSeq and is a predicted model, not a curated record. Gene Ontology annotation, molecular function: enzyme regulator activity; calcium ion binding.